AGCAAUCUAUGAGAUCUGCCGGAAAUGUCUCGACAUUGAAAGGCCAACAUACACAAAUCUCAACAGAUGUUGCAGUGCCACUGCAAUGAAUAUGCAUAUUUAUGCCUACUGGUGGACCUGGUGGUGCCUUAAGACGUCCUUGCUGGAUGGAUGGUCCUUCUAGAUAAGCCUGCAUAUUAUGGACAGCUGCUGAAGGUAUCCCCGUCUCUAUGGUGAAUGUAAAGGGCCUUGCUCGUUUGAAGAAACAGGACCCGAAGGGGUCGGGACAGGGCAUCCAGAAGCCCGCCACUGCCCUCUUUAAGAAAGCCGAGGGCGAUGCCGCUGCCGGUAAGAGGAAGGCAGUGACCAAGGGGUCCCCCCCGGCUAUCAAGAAACCGAAGAAGGGGGAUGUCGCCGAGAAGGAGCCCCCGGUCAUUAUUGCUGAUGAGCACCCCGCCUCCGGGGUGCAGGUGGAGAAGCUGCCGGGUGGAACGCCGGCGGGGGCAGAGGAGUUGCUGCCUGAGAUCCUCCAAGUCGCGUUCCCGAGGGGUAUGUCUUUGGCCAGCGGCGCUGUCGACCCGGGGGCCAUCCUGAGGGGUAUGACCCCUGAGACGGAUAGGGCUGCCCUCGGGUCCUACAAUGAUGCGGCCCUCGAGGACCACAUUCUCCGCUCCUCCCUCUCUGCUUGCUUAGCCCUCGGCGAACAGGCUCGGAGGCUUCAAGAAUGGCGCCUCCACAAAGCGGAGCAAGACGCCAGAAUGAGGGAGUGCCUCCUCAAGAACCAAGAGGCGGUGAAGCUGGGGGCCCAGCUAGAAGAGGAGCUCCGGCAGAUGAGCUUGAAAUUGGAGGCUGCAGAGAAAGGCAAGGCUGAUGCUGAGGCCGCUGCCAGGAGAGCUGCUAAAGAGGCCGAGGACUCCAAAGCGCUAGCCGUCGCCAAGGCUCAGGAGGAGGCCGUUGAGGCCUUUGUCGCCGAGGGUUGGAGAGCCGAGGGGCGCAAGAUGUGGGUGUCCUCGGUCGUGGAGGCCUGCGUUGAAGAAUGGGCCGAGGGCCCUAGGUGGGAAUGGAUGGCCCGGAAGGGCAGAGAGUACUAUGAAGCCGGCGAAUUCUUCACCCAGGCCCUCAUCUACCGGAGGAUGGCCCGGCAUUUGGGCAUUGAGCAAAAGGACUUCCCCCCCCCCUCGGCGUAUGGCCUUCCUCCCUUGCAGCCUGAUGUCCGUGAGUCGCUCCCGGAAGGUGUUCAGAGGCCCGACCUUGAGGACACGGUGUUGAAGAAUGAGGCCGAGGACGACGCUGUCGAGACCGGAGCGGAGGCAUCAUCGAGGCCGGCUGCAGAGGGCGCCCCAGUGAAUGAUGCUGUUGUAGUUGUAGAAUGACUUUGUACUUAGAAAUCUUUGAACAUGUUUUGUAAUGAACAACAUUGUUCCUUCGGCUUCGGCCCGUUUGUAAAUCUCACACUUACUUUGUUUUUGAUGAAUGCAUGAUUGCCCUCGGGCUGUGUUUAUAUGAUUUGUUUUCUCC
Molecule: messenger RNA, 1497 nt
Organism: Cuscuta europaea
Lineage: Eukaryota; Viridiplantae; Streptophyta; Magnoliopsida; Solanales; Convolvulaceae
Source: the annotation of a GenBank genome assembly